UGCUUUACUCGAGUAACAAUGACAAUGGGAUGUAGUUCUGUGUCCUGGACAGGUCAGGUGGUGUAAAGGACACCGCUGCAGCUGACAUUCAAACACUGGUGGUCUUUGACAUCAUGUAGCGAUGGUUUUGCUGUGAACGUCAGCGAAGAUACCUCGGAUUUCGUCAGAUCCACUGAAAAAUGGCUAUCACAGAAGUUUUGCCUGCCUCUGAUAUUUCAACCGCCAUCAGUCUAUGCACAGCAAAGGACUCUUUCAGCCCAAAGACAUUUUUUGCAUCUCUAGGCUUGUCAAAGAAGUCUCCUCCUGAGAUAGAGAAGGUCUUUAAAAUGUUGGACCAGGACAAGAGUGGGUUCAUUGAACGGGACGAGCUUCAGUUGUUUCUGCAGAGCUUCUCUAAAGGUGCUCGUGUUUUCACAGCAGCUGAAACCAAGGAUUUCCUUGUGGCUGGAGACAUGGAUGGGGAUGGGAAGAUCAGCUGGGAAGAAUUUUCAGCCCUGGUAAAUGCUUCCUGAGACCAGCUCAAACAUGGCAAAGAAAAAUGAUGAGCUUUGCCUCGGGUCUUGUCACUCAGUCGUUUUCAAAGCUGAAUUGUCCAGGAUUGUGCCCUGUCUUCUAUGUUUUACUGUAAUGUUAUUGUAUGAACUUAGAAAUUCUAUAAGAGAA
Carassius auratus (goldfish) is the source of this 663-nucleotide messenger RNA. RefSeq names its product parvalbumin, thymic-like. The transcript has 4 exons. Gene Ontology annotation, cellular component: cytoplasm. NCBI's taxonomy places the organism in Eukaryota, Metazoa, Chordata, Actinopteri, Cypriniformes, Cyprinidae. The coding region runs from base 180 to 512 and encodes 110 amino acids. The record is from RefSeq and is a predicted model, not a curated record. Gene Ontology annotation, molecular function: calcium ion binding.